CCCUGUCUCUCAGACCGUGUCCCGCAGACACCCUGUUCAAGAAAACUUUUUCUAGGUGGGCCUUCGCCUGGCUACAUGCUUUGAUUGCUGAUCUCAUCAUCACCUUCUGGUCUCUUUGAACUCUGGUGGGGGAUGCUUUGAUCUGACUGCAGUUAUGAGCCUCAGAAAAUGGUUAAUGAACAGUAGCCUCCAUCCUUCAUUUUACCAGUCAGUCCACUUUUGAUCCCACAUUGACCCAACUAAUCUCACUGUUUAUGUCCCAAUGAUGGGUCUUUCCAUUCCAUUGCCGUAACUUUUCUCCUCUGGGCUCGACAUUGAACUCUCCCAGUCCAACUUUUCUCAGUUCCAAAAGCAGUGAUUGCAAGAUCACAGUGGAAAAGAUAGAUGAUAGAGCUUGUCAUUUUGGGAGUUUCCAGAAGAACCAGAAACAGACAACCCCUUCUCAGGACUGUGAAAAUGACAAGAAGCAAUAGAAACGAAAAGGAGCACAUGCUUAUGCUAUCCUCAUCUCUUUGUCUUCUGAAUGGGUUGCGGUUUUCAAUCCUCUCCCUUUUGUCCUCGUCCUGAAAGGCUCAUAACUUGGUCUCUCACAGUCUCUGAGUGGAUAGAUUGGUGAACUUCCCAGCUGGGCUACAGGUGGCGAUGGUUUUUGCACAGCUUGUGUGGCUGGUGACAUAGCUCUGUGGUAAAAUUAUACCUUCGCUAAGAUGGGAGAGACAACAGCUGCUUCGAAUGCUGCUCUUGAAGUGUCGGUUUCAUUUGGUAGGUUUGAGGGUGAUUCGCUCUCUUGGGAGAGAUGGUCGACCUUUUCGCCUAAUAAAUAUAUGGAAGAAGCAGGGAAGUGCGCGACGCCCGGAUCAGUGGCCAUGAAAAGGGCUUACUUUGAAGCCCAUUACAAGAAGAUCGCUGCUCAAAAGGCUGAGUUACUGGAUGAGGAGAAGAAAAUGAUGGAUGAUUCGUUGCGAACGGGUGAAAGAAAUGGAGAUCUGGAUAGGGAUGCUGAUGAGGCCACUUUUGAGAUCAAUACACACGAGGAUCAAGGUCACUCCGGAGGAAUUAAGCAAGAGAUGAGCUUGUUAGCCGAGACAAAUGGUUUGUACAGUGAAGACCCGAACGAGGAUGACUUGAUUACUAUUGAAUGUCAAAGCUCGUUGGCUGUAGGAGUCCAAGUAGAACAGGAGAUAAAUCUCGAAAUCACCGACUUGGGUAAAGCAGAGGAAAUUAACUCCGUGAAGGAAGUGGUGGAAGUGCAUGACAACAUGGAGAGACCAGAAGAACACACUUUAGUGAAGGAUGUGCAAGAAGUGGUUCCUUCUAUUGGAUCUCAAGAUGAUGUUAAGGAAGUUCAGCCACAUUGUGAAAUCGAGACAAAAGCCACUCUAAAGUAUGAAGUGAAGAGUGCAAAAUUGAAUAAGCCAAAGCUCCCUCAAAAGGUUAGCGAUGCAUGUAAGGAGCAGAGCACUGCGGUACGUAAGAAGAAGCCACAGUCACCAGUGAUGAAAUCCCCAAAAGUGACCACCCCUCGACAGUCGAGGCCAUCGGCUUCCACUACCCCAAUAACAUCCUCAUUGAGAUCUUCGAGAAAGCCAGGAAUUAGUCCAUCUCUGCCCAAGAGCAAGAACCUUUCAAUAGGAGACAAGAAAAAUGCAGUUCCUAAAGCCUUGCACAUGUCGAUUGCUUUGGGUUCCACAAAUUCUCAUCCAGCUUCUCCCGCCACAAGGAAAUCUUUCAUCAUGGAGAGGAUGGGGGAUAAGGACAUUGUCAAGCGAGCAUUCAAGAUGUUCCAGAACAAUAAUGUGGGCCCGAAAUUGUCCGGUGAAGAAUCAGAGCAGGUGCUUUCCAGGGAGGGAGAACCAAAGGCUUCCAUUCCCCUAAUCAAACAGAAGGAAAAUGGACGGCCACUUAAAACAGGGAGUGCGGCACAAAUAGCUUUUCAGCCUGCGUCUUCUUCCUAUGGUUCCAGAAGUGAUGAGAGGACGGGAAAGGUUACAGAGGUUCCACUGUUUAUGAAGAAGCUGAAGGAAAGAUCCAUGGCUGUCGAUAAAGGGAAGCCGCAAUUUCAGGAAAAAUUAAAGAUCACAUCAGUACAACAAGAUUGCUAUUCCUCAGGAAGAAAAGAAGGCAGAGCACAAAAACUCAAGACCCAGUAUCACCCAGAGAGGCACGCACAUAUCAGGUCAGCCAGGGCAUAGUAAAUUGACAAAUGGCCUGAAAAAAGGUGGUUAACAAGGCUGAAGUUCAAUGAUUAUUCGAUAAGGAUGCUUGAGGAAGGGUGCCGCAGACGCGUGUCUGAUUGGAGUACUUAAGAGGCAUUCUGGUAGAAAUAUCCAGAGACUCAAUGGUGUGUAAAGUUAGCAGAUCACCUUCAGUCAUUUAUGAGACAGGAGGAGCUUGGAAUUAAUGACUAGAGAGACACCCAUAUAAUAGUCUCGAUUAUGGUGUGGGAAGAUAUAAGCAGUGUUGAGUUUAUGGUAAGGUAGGUCGGAUGUCUCCUGAGAUGUUGCAUUUUUUCGCUCUCUAUCAUUACACAUAUAAAGAGUGAUUGUCUCAGAGAAACUUUUAUUUAUAGAAUUCAUCUGAGAAUCUGUGAAAGGC
Syzygium oleosum is the source of this 2595-nucleotide messenger RNA. RefSeq names its product protein WVD2-like 7. Lineage: Eukaryota; Viridiplantae; Streptophyta; Magnoliopsida; Myrtales; Myrtaceae. The transcript is spliced from 9 exons. The record is from RefSeq and is a predicted model, not a curated record. The coding region runs from base 708 to 2192 and encodes 494 amino acids.